UUCUCCAACUGCACUCUUCUUCCUCUCUACUAUAGUCUCUACUCAUCAGUCAUCACUCACUCCACCGUAGCUGCCCGAAAGUGCAUUUAGAGAUUUACGAAAUCACGAGAUUCAUAAGCAAGCUUCUUAUAGAUGGCUUCUUCACGCCCGGAGGAUCGGAUGAAUCCGAAUUGGAUACGUCAACGGAUGAUUGAGAUGGAAAUAGAGCGUGAUCCACCUCUCAAUCGAAGUUAUCGCUGCUAUUCUGGAACUUACUUGAAAGAUUUUUACUUGAACGCAGACCAAGCUGCAAAACUUGAAGCCGGUGAUAAAAUCUUUAUGCCACCCUCAGCUCUAGGAAUCCUUUCACCUCUAAAUCUGCCCAUUAUGCUCUUCCAGCUACGAAACCCUAAAGCUGCCGACAGAGAGCUGGUAUCUCACUGUGGGGUUUUGGAGUUCAUUGCGGAAGAAGACACGAUCUAUAUGCCUUCCUGGAAGAUGAGGAGCCUGCAAUUGGAAGAGGGAGACGCUGUUCACGUCAAGAUUGCCUUUCUUCCAAAGGGCAGGUUCGUUAAAUUCCAACCCCAUACCACGAGCUUUUUGGACAUCACAAAUCCGAGAGCUGUGUUGGAGAAAACACUGAGGACUUUUACAUGUUUCACUACUGGGGAUACUAUCAUGCUGCCGUAUAAUGGCAAGGAAUACUAUGUGGAUAUCGUAGAAACAAAGCCUCCCAGGGGCAUAAGCAUUGUUGACACAGACUGUGAGGUUGACUUUGUGGCUCCUCUCGACUAUAAGGAACCCGAAAAGCCUGUUGCCGCGGCUUCUCCUCCAACAAACAAGGCGGCAUUGGUGGCACCUGAUCAGGUUGAAGAGCCUAAGUUCAGCCCUUUUACCGGAGCUGGAAGGCGUUUGGAUGGAAAGCCUUUGCCCCCUCCCCCAAUUUCUUCUUCCUCAUUCGUUGCGGCAGCCAGUAAUGGUAAGGGUGAUGCGCAGCUGUCUUCUACAGGAUCUAGCUCACAAGGAACCAGUGGUCGAGCUCAUGGAAAGCUUGUUUUCGGAACAAAUAAUGCCGCUGCCAACCGUGCUACUAAUAGUACUAAUUCUCAGAAGGAAAUAGAAAAGAAAGCUUCAAAAGAGCAGGCUAAGCCAGAAAAGAAAGAACCACCGAAGUUCCAGCCUUUUACAGGGAAAGGGUACUCAUUAAAGGGUUAA
Fragaria vesca subsp. vesca is the source of this 1194-nucleotide messenger RNA. Its product is annotated as ubiquitin fusion degradation protein 1 homolog. Bases 133 to 1194 code for a protein of 353 amino acids. Gene Ontology annotation, cellular component: VCP-NPL4-UFD1 AAA ATPase complex. The transcript is spliced from 2 exons. Gene Ontology annotation, molecular function: polyubiquitin modification-dependent protein binding. The record is from RefSeq and is a predicted model, not a curated record. NCBI's taxonomy places the organism in Eukaryota, Viridiplantae, Streptophyta, Magnoliopsida, Rosales, Rosaceae.